This is a messenger RNA of Nerophis lumbriciformis (worm pipefish), 4644 nucleotides long. RefSeq names its product glypican 3 (gene gpc3). Gene Ontology annotation, cellular component: plasma membrane; extracellular region; cell surface. The record is from RefSeq and is a predicted model, not a curated record. Lineage: Eukaryota; Metazoa; Chordata; Actinopteri; Syngnathiformes; Syngnathidae. Gene Ontology annotation, biological process: positive regulation of canonical Wnt signaling pathway; regulation of protein localization to membrane; cell migration.
CCCAACUUGGCAACAUCCCGUUACUCGGGCGAGCCUGAACGCAGGAUCAUCACACGUGCAGGAGGAUGCUGAUCCCAACCUCUGCAGCGUCCCGAACCCCGCACCGGAUCCUCUUUUAAUGCUUUCACUUUCGUUUCGAUUCUUGGCGUUUGCACUUUUACAGCCAUGUUUAGCCGAACAGUCUCCAGUGCGCUUCUUCUGUGCGUCUUCCUGCACUUCUGCGCGAUAGACGGACAGACGCCGAACUGCCAAGAGGUCCGCGCCGUGUUUCACACUCUGCACCCCGGCUCCAAGUGGGUUCCUGAAACCGCCGUGUCAGGUGCUGAUCUGCAGGUGUGCCAAACCAAAGGCCCGACCUGCUGUUCCAAAAAGAUGGAGGAGCGAUAUCAGGUAGCGGCUCGCAGCAACAUAGAGUCUGGCCUGCAGGUUGUCAGUGCCCAACUCAAACGUCUCAUCAUCCAGAACGCAGCUAUUUUCCAAGAGGCCUUCGACUUGGUGCUGCGCCACGGUCGUAACUCCACGUUGGCCAUGCUGAAGUCCGAGUUCCCCGCUCUGGGAAGCGGAGCCCAAAGCUCAGUGGGGCAGCUCUUCCUGGACAUGUCCCUCUACAUUCUGGGCUCAGACUCUACAGUGGACCACAUGGUGGCAGUGCUCUAUGGCCGCUUUUUUCACCUGGCCUACCGCCGCCUACUUGGAGGCAGUGGGUCUGUAUCUGAAGAGUGUGCUAGAGAAGCCUGGAAGGAUUCAGGAGCUUUUGGGCCGUAUCCCAAACUUAUGAUGACCCGUCUGUCCCGCUCGCUCUUAGCAACACGCGUCUUCCUGCAGGCGUUGAAUCUGGGCAUCGAGGUUGUUAAUACCACAGACCACCUGCGACCCAGUCGGGACUGUGGCCGAGCCCUGAUGAGACUGUGGUACUGUGCGCAGUGCCAGGGCUUGCUGGGGCCUCCAGCCUGCAGAGGGUUCUGUCAAGCAGUGAUGCAUGGCUGCCUAGGAGGAGCGGUUGAGGUGCAGCCUCAUUGGAAGACCUACGUCGAUGGCUUGGGGAGGUUGGCGGCGGCCAUGAGUGGGGAGCAGGACAUGGAGGCUGUGGUUCUCAGACUGCCAGCUAUGAUCCGACUGGCUCUCAAACACGCUGUGAAUGCACGCAGCCGUCUCAGUGUUGUGGUGAGUGGCAUGUGUGGACAUUCUCCACAGCGCUCCAGCCGCUCUGUAGCAUCCUCUCCUCUGCAGCAUCCUUCUGUCCCUGCUGCCAGCAGCUCUCAUCCCUCAACCUCAGACCUCGAUGAGACCUUGGGGGGGCUCCGCAGGGAGUUUGUGUCCAGUCUGAGGGAAUUCAGCUUCUUCUACAGUGGACUAGGGGAGGCCCUGUGUAGCCGUGAACCUGCACCAGUAAACCACUCCCUCUGCUGGAACGGGCAGGAAAUGACGGACAAGUUUUCCGGGCCCAGCCUCAAGCGCUCGCACUCAGGUUCUGAAUCGCGGAGCAACAAGCCUCUGGAGCCUGUCAUCAGUCAGAUGAUAGACAAACUCAAGCACAUCAACCAGUUACUGCGGAUGGUGACGGUUUCUGAGAAACGCUGGAGGGCCCGGACACGCGCAGGCGGUGCGGAUGGAUGGAGUGAUGACGGCGAAGAAGGAUUUGAGAGUGGCGACUGUGACGAUGAGGAUGAAUGCACCGGUGUCUCUGGCCUGGGACCGCCUCCACGACGCAAGCGGUUACGCGUCUUUGCAGACCUGGCGGACAACCUGGCGAUGGAUGACUUCACCUUCCAGGAGCAGCUUCUGACCCCACCACUGGCCCCGGCUGGUGCAGGAGGGAUCGCCUCACUCGGGGCUGCAGCACGCAGCUUCAAUCUGGUGCUGACGUCUUCCAUGACACUUUCUUUCCUCCUGCUGUGUCGCCACUGACCGUCAGCUUUGUAUCCUCCAAAAAAAAACAACCCACACACUUUCAAAAUGAAUCAUUUUCUUCAACUCUUUUUAAAGCACACCUGAUGAACCUGCCAUCAUGUAAAUAAGAAUCUUGGCCACGCCCACGAUUACCAGGCGCUGUCAUUGUGGUCUUCUGUUCUCUGUCUGCACUAAAUUACUGCCUGCCUGGUCCAAAUGUAAAAUAACUACUUUCCCUUGGCUCGUAUUUCUCUCUUGUUCAUGUGCUAAAAAUAGACACAUCAUUUCUGUCCUAGGCUGAGAGUACCAUGUUUACUAAAUGGGUUUAUUUGCAACCUUAACUUAUUUCUAGAGAUGUCCGAUAAUAUUGGCCGAUAAAUGCUUUAAAAUGUAAUAUCGGAAAUUAUCGGUAUCGUUUUUUUUUUUAAUCUGUAUCUUUUUUUUUCUUUCUUUUUUUUUUUUUUUUUAAAAUUAAAUCAACAUAAAAAACACAUGAUAAACUUACAAUCAGUGCACCAGCCCAAAAAAACUCCCUCCCCCAUUCACACUCAUUCACACAAAAGGGUUGUUUCUUUCUGUUAUUAAUAUUCUGGUUCCUACAUUAUAUAUCAAUAUAGAUCAAUACAGUCUGCAGGGAUACAGUCCGUAAGCACACAUGAUUGUGUGUGCUGCUGGUCCACUAAUAGUACUAAUCUUUAACAGUUAAUUUUACUCAUUUUCAUUAAUUACUAGUUUCUAUGUAACUGUGUUUAUAUUGUUUUAUUUCUUUUUUAUUCAAGAAAAUGUUUUUAAUUUAUUUAUCUUAUUUUAUUUUAUUGAUUUUUAAAAAAAGGAUCUUUUCUUCACCAUACCUGGUUGUCCAAAUUAGUCAUAAUAAUGUGUUAAUUUCACGACUGUAUAUAUCGGUAUCAGUUGAUAUCGGUAUCAAUUUAUAUCGGUAUCGGUAAUUACUAUUUGGACAAAAUCGGAAUUUCGGAUAUCGGCAAAAAGCCAUCAUCGGACAUCCCUACUUAUUUCUUCUGAAAAAUAUGAUUGCAAGAAAAUGUUUCUGUCAUGUCUGUGUAAUCAUGUUUUGUUUUAGUCAUAUUUUGUUUUGUUUAGUUAUUGGACUCUUUAGUUUCUGGCUUUUCACUCCCUUGUCUUGUUUCCAUGGUUACCCAUUAGUUUCACCUGUUCCACGUUUGAACUCAUUGUGCACUCUUGUUUGUCACCAUAGCAACCCAUUAGUUUUCACCUGCCCUCACGACUCACGCACCUGUCUUUAAUAAUGUCCCUAUUAUUUAAGCUUCCAGUUGCCAGGCUGUCUGUCUGGCGACAUCAUACCCCUGACACACUCUCCACACACCCUUAUGACCCUUGCUGCGCUUUUUCAUGCCAUUUUCUCAUCCAAGUAAGUUUUCUUUAUUCAUGCCAUAGUUUGCAAGUUUUGUUUCAUUGUUCAUAGUUUCUGCCAUAGUGCAAGUUUUGUGUUUAUAGUCAAGUUUUGUACUUCCGCCCUUGUGCGCGCCUUUUGUUUGCUUCUUUUUUUGUAGUUAUAGUGUUAAAUUAAAUCAUGUACUCCCCUUCACGCCACGUAUGGUCCAAAUCAUUUGCACCACGGGAGAACAAAUCACGCCAUAGUUUGAGUCGUGACAGUUUCAGUAUUUCACAUACUGUGUGAAGUUGAAAUACUGGAGGACCUUGGUUAAUGCUCUGUAAAUAAUUUUUUUCCUAACUGGUAACGAAAUAAUACCAAAAUGUUCACUAAGAUUUCACUAAGAUCACUAUGAUUCCCAAGCGCGGCCACAGCUGCUGCUCACAGCUCCCCUCCCCUCCCAGGGGGUGAACAUGGGGGUGGGUCAAAUGCAGAGGGUAGUUUCACCACACUUUGUGUGUGUGUGUGACUAUCGUUGGGACUUUAAGGCUAUGUCUACACUAAGCCGGAUAACCCCUUAAACGAAUAAUUAUUUAGCCUAAGCCCCGUUUCAGCCGCACUAAACUAUCGUUUAAGGACCCUUCUUUGGAUAAUGUUUUACACGGGUAAGUGUGCCGUGUAUUUCUUGAGUCUCCGACUCUUAGCUUUGUAUGGACUCAUUGAUCGUUUACGAACUGAGUUCGGAGAGGAAGUGACGCCAGAAAGACUGCGCCCAACACAGGAAGUGACGUCAGAAAGAACGCGCCACAGCCAGCUUCAUAAUAAAGCUGUUUCGUAACUCGGAGCUAACCACUGGAAAUAUGAAGCAGAGUCAUCCAGACGUGUCCGUGUUUCUCAUUCUUCUACAUGUACAGACGCUUGUGAGAAUCACACAUGAAUACCUUAAGAGAAAGUGAUUGCAGCUAUUUGGGAUACAACACUUCUCAGACAGCAAGAGAACUUUCCAAUGUCCAGGUCAGCUGUGAUGCUACUUACCGAAAAACGUUGUCCAUUUGUCGAAGGAGAGAAAACAAGAAUGCGAGCUCCCGUGGAUGUGAUUAAAAAAAAAAGGUAGAGUGUGCUUUGUAUUACCUGGCCGACGAGGGAAUUCUACGGAAAACAGCGAAUGCAUUUGGACUGGCAAAGCAGACUGUAUCAGUUAUUGUCCGCCAUGUACGUCGCGGACUCAACGUCUAGGUCCAGAGUAUAUAAAGUCACCAAAAAUGAAUGGACAAUGUAGGUGAAGUCAAAAGAGUGAGGAGUGUCCUGACCAGAUAUCUAGAUCCCUAGUUUGUUUGUUGUAAAAUGUCCUUUGUCACAUUGUUUACUUUUACGUGUUUAUUAAAGAUUUGAUUAAUUUA